AUGUCGGCUAAAUUAGAGCCUACUGUCCACCGGAUGCCCAUUAUGACAUUCCUGUCCGGAACCAUUGGCUCGCACUAUACUAUCAACGCGAUCACCGCAUCAAUUACCCGGGACGUGGUCCACACGUAUGACUAUUUACACAAAUUGGGUCUCAAAUGUGGCCAUAGGUUUAGAGUGAAUGAUAAGAUUAAAUUACUGAAUACUAUGGAAAGGCUGCACGGAAUGAGCGUUAAAAUAGGCUUUUCCUGUAGUCAACAUUACAAUCCAUUCAUCUACUGUUGGCUGAACAAGGACUUCAAGCAACGGGUGAAACGGCUAUUCAAGUGCUCGUCAGCUCCCGGUGCGACUAUCAAUGGGGGCAACAAAUCCGGUGCCGAUCCUACCGAUCAAAUCACAUGUCAGACCAUUUGUGUCGCCAGUAAUGACACUAACAAUCCGUUGCCUAUUAAUAGCGAAAUGCUGUGAUCUAUAGCCUAUGAUUAUACAGAAUAUUCUUUAGACUUUGUAUUAUAGUAGAGAAUAUUCUGGAGAAUCCUACGAAUUGGUGCACCGAAUGAACAAAAAAUAAUUUUUUGUGACACAA
Messenger RNA from Oppiella nova, 583 nucleotides. The record is from the annotation of a GenBank genome assembly. NCBI's taxonomy places the organism in Eukaryota, Metazoa, Arthropoda, Arachnida, Sarcoptiformes, Oppiidae.